AUGACCAGGGUUUCAAUUGUUACAUUAGGUGCUGUGAUGUUAGGGGUGUUGAUAAUGGUGGUUCCUUCGUAUGGUUGCCUGCCUAGUGCGGUAGCUUAUUCGGUCGGGGUAGGAGACCCGGUGUGUUGGUCCAUCCCUCCCCGACCGGAUUACUACACCAACUGGUCCAAUUCCCAUUUCUUCAAGAUCGGCGACACUCUAGUUUUUAACUUUGAAGGGGGGCUUUCGAAUGUGGUGCAAGUCACAAAGCAAGACUACGAGAGCUGCACAGUAGCCACAGCUUACAAGCCCUUUCAAAUCUUCAACAAUGGUCCUGCAAAUUUCACAUUGUUGGAUAAAGGUGUCUUGUACUUCAUUACUAACGUCUCAAACUAUUGUAGUCUAGGGCAGAAGAUUUCCAUUUCUGUUCACGAGUGCGCCUGCCCCGUAAACGAACCACCGAGCGGCCCUUCAGUUUCUCCUCCUCCUGCUGCUGUUCCUCCAUCUUCGGUUAGUUGGAAUAGAUCUCAGCCUCCUGCAGCGCAAGUUAUGACUCCGGUGGGAGCCCCGUCCCCUUUAGGGUAUAAUGGCUCCUCUACUGAGACUUUUCCUUCUGUGAAAUCUGCAGCAUCAGUGCUACAGAAAGGAAUGGUGCUUGGUGUACUUCAUGCAAUCUUAUUUUGGCUCGGUGGCGUUUGGUUAUUGGUCAUUUAA
This is a messenger RNA of Fragaria vesca subsp. vesca, 693 nucleotides long. Its product is annotated as blue copper protein-like. NCBI's taxonomy places the organism in Eukaryota, Viridiplantae, Streptophyta, Magnoliopsida, Rosales, Rosaceae. Gene Ontology annotation, cellular component: plasma membrane. The transcript is spliced from 2 exons. The record is from RefSeq and is a predicted model, not a curated record. The coding region runs from base 1 to 693 and encodes 230 amino acids. Gene Ontology annotation, molecular function: electron transfer activity.